Molecule: messenger RNA, 537 nt
Organism: Hirsutella rhossiliensis
Lineage: Eukaryota; Fungi; Ascomycota; Sordariomycetes; Hypocreales; Ophiocordycipitaceae
Product: ctr copper transporter family domain-containing protein
Exons: 2
Coding region: 1-537 (178 amino acids)
Biological process (GO): copper ion transmembrane transport
Cellular component (GO): membrane
Molecular function (GO): copper ion transmembrane transporter activity
Source: RefSeq, a predicted model, not a curated record
AUGGAACACAUGCACGGAGGCAUGGGCGGCGGCGCGGACAGCUGCAAAGUCUCGAUGUUGUGGAACUGGUACACCAUCGACGCCUGUUUCCUCUCAUCGAGCUGGCACAUCAAAAACAACGGCAUGUUUGCCGUCAGCUGUAUCGGCAUCGUCCUGCUCGUCCUCGCCGUCGAGUUUCUGCGGCGCCUGGGCAAAGAGUACGAUGCCUUCAUCCUGCGCCAAGCCCGGCGCCAGUUUGCCCACCAAUACGCCGACGUCAAAAACUUCGACACGCCUGUCGUCACAUUCCGCGCCACCUUUCUCCAGCAGUUCACACGAUCCGUCAUCCACGCCCUGACCUUUGGCGGAGCUUACAUUGUCAUGCUCCUCGCCAUGUACUUCAACGGCUACAUCCUCAUCUGCAUCUUUAUCGGUGCCGGCCUUGGCAAGUUCCUGUGCGACUGGCUCGUGGUGAACAUAGAUGUGGACCAGGGACGGAGCGCUGAAGGGCAAUCUUUGGUCAAGGGCAUCGAGGAGCCCAGCGUUUGCUGCGGAUAA